Molecule: messenger RNA, 3305 nt
Organism: Oxyura jamaicensis (ruddy duck)
Lineage: Eukaryota; Metazoa; Chordata; Aves; Anseriformes; Anatidae
Gene: TTLL2
Product: tubulin tyrosine ligase like 2
Exons: 3
Coding region: 790-2442 (550 amino acids)
Biological process (GO): microtubule cytoskeleton organization; protein polyglutamylation
Cellular component (GO): cilium
Molecular function (GO): tubulin-glutamic acid ligase activity; tubulin binding
Source: RefSeq, a predicted model, not a curated record
AGGCUGGCAGGGAGCGCUGCCGCACCCCGGGGCGGUCAGCAGAGCCCAGGACUUAAAUACUGAUGGCGAUGUUGGAAAGCCAAACACAGUGUGUGCCCCUCUGUCGUGUCCCUGUGCACCGAUGGUGGGAUCACCACUGGCAGAUUUUGUGCUAUCAGGGUGCCUGGGUGUAGAUAACAUGACCUUGUCAGCCCGACACUUGCGGUCUGUAAAGGGAUGAGAUGCGUAGCCAGGGGCAGACAGGAUGAAGCUGGAAGGGCUGGCAUCCUUUCUGGCCUGGAAAUACAGGGCUGCUUACCAAAAAUUGCGACCAGUAAGAAUAAUUAUAAUGGUUGUUUCCAAAUUGAAAGCCCAAGGCAGGCAGCUCCCAGGCCCAUGUUAUGGUCUGUGACUCUGAGGGUUCAUAGACUUAAUACUGUGCAGUCUGCUGAGCUUAGUUAUGCAGAAACAUUCCACAUUAACUCUGCAAACAAACAGUUUUAAUGCCUAACCAUUAAGGACCAUGUUUCCAAAAAAUCUGCCUCCCAUAAUUAUAAAGAUGAGCAACGGUGACACAUAAAUUGUUGGAAGAAGCCAGGGUGAUCACGAAGCCUUGGUUUACAUGUGUGUGUACUAGGGCUGCCCUGCAGCACCGGGCCCUCCACGCACUCCUGCUGGAACAGUGAGGUCACAGCAUCAAACCCUGGUUCUGAGGGCAGCAUCACCAUUCCUGGGUGCCCCUCUGCAACAACACUAGGCUUAGUGAGACAAUUUCCAGUAAACUACUCCCUGAACACCAGAGCUAGUAAGAUGGAAGUGAUGGCAGAUGACUAUGAGACACGAGAUAUCUUGAAGCCUCUUGUGUUCCGUCUCCAUGAGAAUGCCCCUGCAAUAGUCCGUGAGGUUUUACUGGAACGUGGUUGGACUGAAUUUGAUCAAAAGGAACAAGAUGACACAGACUGGAACUUGUACUGGCGAAACUCACCUUUUCGUAUGACAGACCACCACAGCAUCAAACCAUGGCAGAGACUCAACCACUACCCAGAAGCUGUCAGAAUAACCAGAAAAGACUAUUUGGCAAGGCAUCUGAAACGUAUGAAAGGAGCAUAUGGAUCAGCUCUGUAUGAAUUUAGUCCAGUGGCAUUCAUUAUGCCCAAUGACUAUGUCAAAUUUAUAGCUGAAUACAGCAAGGAGAGACAGUCAGUAGGCAGAAGACCUAGCUACUGGAUUUGCAAGCCUGUGGAUCUCUCCCGUGGAAGGGGCAUACUCAUUUUCCAAGACAUUAAAGACCUGGUAUAUGACUGUACAGUCAUUGUGCAGAAGUACAUUAGCAACCCCUUACUCAUUUCAGGGUAUAAAUUGGAUCUUCGCCUCUAUGUGUGUGUCACCAGUUUUUGUCCCCUUACCAUUUACACUUAUGAAGAAGGACUGGUGAGGUUUGCGACUGAGAAGUUUGACCUUGGUUCUCUGGACAAUGUCUACGCCCACCUAACGAACACCAGCAUCAACAAAUAUGGAGCUUCCUAUAAAAAAUAUAAAGAAGGGAUUGGCUGUGGCUGCAAAUGGACAUUCAGCAAAUUUCGUUCUUACCUUCGAAUUUUUGGGGUCGAUGACCUGCUUCUGUGGCAGAAGAUCAAUAACAUAGUGAUUCUCACCUUGCUUGCUGUAACCCCCUUACCUGUGGCUUCCAAUUGCUUUGAGCUCUUUGGCUUUGACAUCCUGAUUGAUGACAAAUUCAAGCCAUGGCUUUUAGAAGUCAACUACAAUCCAGCCCUGUGCUUAGAUUGUUCCAUUGAUGACACUGUGAAAAGACGACUUCUUCAUGAUAUUGUUGAACUGCUGAACUACAAGGAGAUUGACACUCUUAGGCAGAAUGAAAUGGCUGGAUUAAAAGCUGUCAGAAGGCAGGUGCCCUGGAGAACAGCUGGUCCAAGCACCCCAGAGGAGGCUCCUGGCUUACUCACUUGCCGGAAAGUGGCUGCAUCUAAUUCUGCUUCUCCAGUACAACCUGCCCUGCAGGCUGCAAGAGGAUCAAUUCAUAAGGUGGCUUCCCUGACGAAGAAAACUGUCAGAGCACAUCCAAGGAAAACACUCACUUCCCAGCUGCGGGAAAAGAUGAACAGGCCAAAAACAUCCUCACAAGUGAGAACUAAAGAUAAACUUCCAGCUGUACAUUCCCCAUGCAGUUCUGCCCAGCUCAACCACUGGUUACCUACACCUGAUUUCCGCAACUGCAAGAUCAGCACACAUCCCUAUUUCCUCUCAGAUAAAGACCAGAGGCCUAUCUGCCGGGUAGGAGACUUUGUCCUUAUUUUUCCUUUCAAUGAAGCUGCACUUCAAGCUUCUAGGGAUGGAACAGAUGUAAAGAGCAUCAUAAAGGAAAUAAACAAAUUAGUGAGCAAACAGUUGCUAUCUAAACAGCAGAAUACAAAGAAGGGGGUGGGCUAUUUAACUUCUGUUUAAUUUCAUGACAUUAGGUUAUAUUGACAUACCACAAAUGACAUCUUUAGCUUGAAGGAGGUAGAUAUAUACUGAAAUUGUUUUAGAAUGAGAGAGAUCUCAAAACCAUACACAAUUUAAACAUUGUAAUUUAGCAAUUACCAUCAGAGAUUAUUUUUGAAAAUGAAAGCACUGAAUAAUUCUUUAAAGUAAUCCACAAAUAAAAAUGGAGAAUUGCAUUUCUCAAAACAUCCUCGGAGACACCCGUCUUUGUUCAUUAUGAUAAUAUAGGUCUUUGCUUCUUUUAUUUUCUUGACUAAGAGGGCCUUAUGAUUUGAAAAAGCUGGUCAGUUUACACCGGGGGGGAGGGGAUUCAACAUGCCCAGAGUUUACAAAGGUGCAGGUGAUAUGAAUGACACAAAACUAUCACAUUUUUGAACAACCAAGUGAGCUUCCUGACAUUCAUUUCCAUGGCUUAAUUUCGCAUUGUAUGAAACAACUUUCAUUUUAUGACGUGUAGGACUCUGUAGACAUUCUUAUGGAAAGUUUAAAUAUAUAUAUAUACUGCUCCAGUAUUAUUUUCAGAUAAACUCUUGAUAAACAAGGCCUUGUAGACUGCAUGAGUAAGAAAAAAACAGGCUUCCCAAGGUAAGAGAGAAAUUUGAUAAUGGAGGGCAGGAUAUAAACUGCAAGUAUCCUGGUUAGAAGACUGGAUCAAAUCUGUUUCACAGACUCUGAAUUGGCCACUUGAGGGGUACAGAAUUAGUCUGCUUUGUUUUGCUUGCAAUAAAACUGAUCAACUGAGCAUGGAAAAAUACUAACACUGAACUGAAGCAUUUGAAAUUGUCAAAUUACUAUGCUUCCCUUGUACACCUUUGCUGCCCCCA